AUGACGUGUAACGUGAACGGAUGUGGAAAUUAUUUGGCAAAAACCAAAAAGAUUGGAGGAAAGAUAAAAUAUUUUUCCUUCCCAAAAGAUCCAGUACUUUCCAAUAAGUGGCAUCAAGCAUGUGGAAAAAAAAAUAUUUCAAAAUAUUCUAGGAUAUGUUCAAAGCAUUUUUCUGAUGCAUGUUUUACAAAGAACUUACAACAACAAUUGCUGGGCUAUUCUCCUUCAAAAACUAGAAAGUUACGUCCUGAUGCUAUCCCAACAUUACAUCUUCGUACAGUAUCGAACGAAGGUUCUUCAACUGCGGUGGUAUUAGACGAAAUAAUGAUUCCGUCAGCAUCGAACGAAGGUUCCUCAACUGCGGUGGAAUUUGACGAAAUAAUGACUCCGUCAGCAUCGAACGAAGGUUCUUCAACUGCGGUGGUUCCUCAACUGCGGUGGAAUUUGACGAAAUAA
This is a messenger RNA of Mycetomoellerius zeteki, 456 nucleotides long. RefSeq names its product THAP domain-containing protein 1. The record is from RefSeq and is a predicted model, not a curated record. NCBI's taxonomy places the organism in Eukaryota, Metazoa, Arthropoda, Insecta, Hymenoptera, Formicidae. Gene Ontology annotation, molecular function: sequence-specific DNA binding. The transcript is spliced from 3 exons. Bases 1 to 456 code for a protein of 151 amino acids.